This is a messenger RNA of Parnassius apollo (apollo), 1566 nucleotides long. The record is from the annotation of a GenBank genome assembly. NCBI's taxonomy places the organism in Eukaryota, Metazoa, Arthropoda, Insecta, Lepidoptera, Papilionidae.
UUGAAAGCCAUGGGUUUUCUUGAAGACAGGGACUUUAGCGAUGUGCCGACGAUACCAGAGUAUUAUAAAGGAAAGACUUUGUUUGUUACUGGCGGAUCAGGAUUUAUGGGCAAAGUUUUAAUAGAGAAACUUUUGUAUUCCUGUACGGAGUUAGACAGGAUAUAUCUUUUAUUGAGAAAUAAAAAGGACGUGAAGUCAGAAGAUAGGUUGCAAUCAAUUUAUUCAUCUCCGUGUUUCGAUCGUCUGAGAAAGGAAAAACCCGGUGUCUUCGAAUCUAAAGUGUUCGUUAUUGCUGGCGAUGCGAGUGAGGUUGGGCUUGGUUUGUCCGAAGAAGACAGAGCUCUACUCGUGAACCGUGUCAACAUUAUAUUUCACGUAGCUGCCAGUGUUCGAUUCAAUGAUCCGCUCGCGGUUGCGGCGCGUUUGAACCUGCGAGGCACGAAGGAAAUCGUUGAUCUGGCUAAGGAUGUUAGAUUUUUAGAGGUACUAAUCCACGUCUCAACAUCGUACGCCAACACCAAUAGAGAUCCGGUCGAAGAAAUCAUGUACCCACCCCAUGCCGACUGGAGAGACACUCUGAUGGUUUGCGAGGGAACCGACGAGCACACGCUUAAAGUAUUAACUCCAAAAUACCUCGGGGAGCUGCCAAACACCUAUACCUUCACCAAACAGCUCGCCGAGCACGUAGUUUACGAACAGAAAGGCAAGCUGCCCGCUGUAAUCAUUCGGCCGUCUAUUGUGAUAUCUAGCAUGAAAGAACCAAUGCCUGGGUGGAUAGAGAACUUCAAUGGCCCUGCUGGUAUCCUUGUUGCGAGUGGUAAAGGGAUACUCCGCAGCUUGUAUUCAAACCCGGACAUAUCAGCGGACUACAUGCCUGUAGACAUUGCUAUAAAGGGUUUUAUAGUAGCUGGAUGGAUUAGAGGAACCAAAACGUUGGAGUCCACCGAUGACAUACCAGUAUAUAACUGCUGCGCGGGAAACCUCAACAAAGUUACAAUUGGAGAAGUAGUGAAGCUGGGCCAUGAAGUUGUCGUCUCCAUGCCUCUCAAUGAUGCUCUGUGGAGGGCAGGUGGCUCGGUGACAACGUCGAAACUGGUGCAUUAUAUUAAGGUUUUACUCCUGCAUCUAUUUCCUGCUCUUCUGGUUGAUUUACUUCUAUGGAUAGUUGGAAGGCAACCGAUGUUAGUCAAAAUCCAGAGACGCAUCUAUAUAGCAAACCUCGCUCUUCGUUAUUACUUAACACAGCAAUGGACAUUUAGCAACGAUAACUUUGUCAAACUUCGAGGUUGUUUGAAAGAAGAAGAUGAGCAAAAUUUCUAUUAUGAGAUGGAAAAUAUUGAUAAGUACGAGUUCUUCAAACAAAGCUGUCUCGGAGGAAGGAAAUAUUUGCUCAAAGAAAUGGACGAGGAUUUGCCAAAAGCUCGAGCUCAUUAUCAGAGGAUGAUAUAUUUGGACAUUGUGGUGCAGUGUAUAUUUUACGGGUUCAUAUUCUGGCGACUGAUCCAGACGAGUUUCGUCCAAGAUUUAAUUCAGUCUAUAUAUAGUAUAUUUUUUGUUUCUUCAUAA